Messenger RNA from Acanthoscelides obtectus, 756 nucleotides. Lineage: Eukaryota; Metazoa; Arthropoda; Insecta; Coleoptera; Chrysomelidae. The record is from the annotation of a GenBank genome assembly.
AUGGAAAUUGAUGGCUAUAAUGUUAAUGCAAAAGAUGUUGGGGCAGGUGAACAAGAUCUUCCUGAUUUUCCAGGCAUCAAAUGGUAUUCAGAAAAUGUGCGUGAGAACCAAUACUUUCUUCAAAUUGUAAAAUGUAGACAUACAGAAUGCUGUCGUCCAAGAAGUGGCCUAUUUAGAUUACUAGACAAUAGGUUUCUUCCACUACCUGUAAAAGUAAAACAAACAGUUGACGACUUGGUUUUGGAUGAAGGAGGGCAAUUUCUUAAUCUUCCAGUCAGUUUAGCUCUACGCUUAAGUGCUUCACUCAAACAUUUCCUGCAAAUGCCCUACGAUUAUUUUUGUCCGAUGGGACUUGGCAACUGGGGGAAGAUAAUCGGUGGAGGUUUCAGUCGCCUCAAUUACGACUACUUGGUGUUUCCCAAACGUCCUUCGCAGACCUUCGACGACUACGGUCAUCUACGAUUUGGAAAAAAGAACGACUUGAUCGACGACUACGACCAUAUGCGAUUCGGCAAACGUAACGACAUGUUCGAUGACUACGAUCAUCUUCGAUUCGGCAAGAAGGACCAGUUCUUCGACGACUAUGGUCACAUGCGGUACGGAAGAGGACAUGAUGACUCGUGAUAUUCUAAGAUAACGAAAGGAUUUUGAGUUGUAUUGUAAUAAAUCUUUGUCAAUAAAGGUCUGAAAAGAACAGCUGCGUAUUUUAGGCUUUGUGUGAACGCAAAUACAUUUAACGAUCCUUGAUGUGCCCUG